GUAAUACUGACGACGAGUAUUAGGGAUUAAAAUGUUUCGCGUCGAAUCUGAUGAUGUUCCUUUCCAGUGCAUAACGUUGUACUAAACACGUGGUUACGAUUGUAAUUAUUGAAAUUAAGGCAAAAUACGCAGCGCAUCACGCAAAAUGCCAUUGGCCAGAGAUUUUUUACAUCCCAGUCCCAUUGAGGAGAAAAGGAAACACAAGCUAAAGAGGCUUGUGCAGAAGCCAAACAGUUAUUUUAUGGAUGUCAAAUGCCCUGGCUGUUAUGCUAUUAAAACUAUAUUUUCCCAUGCUCAGAGGCCAGUAGAAUGUGACGGAUGUCGUACGAUACUUUGCACACCGACAGGUGGCAAAGCAAGACUAACGGAAGGAUGCUCUUUUAGAAGAAAAGUUCAGUGUUAACCGUGUACAUGCUGUAAUGUGUCUCUUUAUAUUCGAUAAAUAAAUACCAUUACAUUAUAA
Molecule: messenger RNA, 463 nt
Organism: Cataglyphis hispanica
Lineage: Eukaryota; Metazoa; Arthropoda; Insecta; Hymenoptera; Formicidae
Gene: RpS27
Product: 40S ribosomal protein S27
Exons: 2
Coding region: 146-403 (85 amino acids)
Biological process (GO): ribosomal small subunit assembly; translation
Cellular component (GO): ribosome; cytosolic small ribosomal subunit
Molecular function (GO): structural constituent of ribosome; RNA binding
Source: RefSeq, a predicted model, not a curated record